Miscanthus lutarioriparius is the source of this 3543-nucleotide messenger RNA. NCBI's taxonomy places the organism in Eukaryota, Viridiplantae, Streptophyta, Magnoliopsida, Poales, Poaceae. The record is from the annotation of a GenBank genome assembly.
AUGGAUGCCGCCGCCCGCGUCCGCGUCCGCGUCCGCCUCCUCCUGCUUCUCGCGCUCCCCCUGGGCCUCGGCUGCAGCAACAAUGGCGCCCGAUGCUCCUCGGCGCAGACGACGCUGCUGCCGGAGCAAGAAGGUGAGCCACAGCACCGGACGCCACGCCCUUCGCCGUGGUCGACGUCGCCGCUCUCCACGUCGUGCUCAUCGACGCCGCGCGCUACUACGCCGUGGCGCGGGAGAGCUGCGGGGGUUCACCGCGGGGAUCUGCCCACGGUCUGCGUCGGCGUGGAACUCGCGCCGGAUGUUGAUGGUGGCCGCAGCGGGAACUGGCGCAGGUUCACGACGAGCACGCGGUCGAAGGCCUUGGUGGUGGUGUUAGCCACGGCGGGGUGCAGCGCGCUGCGCUCCGCGGGCGACGGCGGCGCCCGUGCCCAGCUGGAUCAGCGCCAUGCCGCGGCCCCAGUCCCGCCACCCGCCGUUGAGCCACGCGCCCGCCCUGUCGGCCCAUGCCCCGUCUGCCGACGAGUAGGUGUGCACCGCGCGAACCGAGUCCAUGUCGUCGAGACAGAACUGGAGCAGGUGGAACACGUGCAGCGACAGCGACGCCGACUCCGCGGCGGCGGCGCCGUCGAAGAGCAGGUAGGUGAGCGCCGUCCCAGAGACGUUGACGAACCGUCGGGUGGUCUUCUUCACCUCCGGGAGCGUGGCGAGCCCGGCGACGCGGCUGCGUGGCGGGUCUGUGGGAGCGCGGGCAGGCUGCAGAGGCGGCGCGACGUGCAGGCGCGGAUCCGAGUGAGGCGGUAUGGACAGAGGACGACGCGGACGUCCCGGGGGCAGGGGCCGCACGCGAACACGCAGCCGAUCUCAGUUGAAGCACUCAAAGGAAUAGCCCACAAGCUUAACAAAGCAGAUUGGGAUUUUAGCGUGGAUCCAUGCAGCGGAUCAGGAAAUUGGGUCAAUGUCACUGGUUCGCUUAGCAAUAAUGCGAAGUUUAGCAGUAAUGUGACAUGUGACUGUUCAUUCAACAACCACACCGAGUGCCAUGUUAUCAGCUUGGAGCUUAUGCGGCAGAACCUUAGUGGAGUUCUACCAGAUGAAGUUGUCAAUCUUACUUAUCUGCAAAAUCUUGACUUGUCACGCAACUUCAUUCAAGGACCAAUUCCAGCUUCAUGGGCUGACCUACCUGUUUUUAAUCUGUCUCUCCAGGGAAAUCGCAUAUCUGGAACCCUACCGAAGGAGCUUGGGCGCAUGCCCAAGUUGAAAUCUAUACAGUUAGAAGGCAAUCAGCUUGCGGGUUCUAUUCCACCAGAGCUGGGUAACAUCAUCAGUCUGCAGAGAUUUUUCAUUUCUGCGAAUAACAUCACAGGAGAGUUGCCCACAACCUUUUCCAAACUGACAAACAUGACAGAUUUUCGUGUUGAUGGGAACAGUAUCUCAGGGAAAAUACCUAGUUUCAUAAAGAACUGGCAGGGCGUCAACAGAAUCGAUAUGCAGGGUACCUUGAUGAGUGGGCCUAUUCCUCCAGAAAUUUCCUUGUUGAAGAACUUGACAGAAUUGAGGGUGACUGAUUUGAGUGGACCAAGAAUGAAAUUUCCUCCCUUACAAAAUGCACUACACCUUACGGAAGUGGUCUUAAGAAAUUGCUCCAUAUAUGGUGAAAUUCCUUCUUACCUUGGCCAAAUGCAGUACCUGAAAGUCUUGGAUUUAAGCUUCAACAAGUUGACUGAUAAAGUUCCAGUAAAUUUUGGAGCAAUGAUGGCACUACAAUAUUUGUACCUGACUGACAAUAUGCUGACUGGAGAUUUGCCUGCUUGGAUGUUGAAAAAUAAGGCGAGCAAUAAAGUAAACAUGGAUAUAUCAUAUAAUGACUUCACAGGCAACCCUCCAUCUGAAUGUCAGCAAGCAAAUGUAAAUAUGGUGUCAAGCUUUUCAUCUUCAAAUAACAAUUCAUUGCAACCAUGUUUAAGAAAGAAUCUUCCUUGCACAACCAGACCACGCCAUUCCUCCCUGUUCAUCAACUGUGGCGGAAAAAGUGUUGUGAUCGAUGGGAAUACCUUUGAGGAUGACUCGUCUCAGAUAGGAACAUCAAUGUUUUCUGUGUCUGAUGAUAAGAAAUGGGCAUAUAGUAGCACUGGUGAUUUUGUGGGCAAUGAGAAUGCUGACUACAUUGCUAGAAACACAUCAAAGCUAAAUCUGGCUGACCCGGAGCUUUACACUGAAGCUCGCCUCUCACCUCUGUCACUGAAAUACUAUGGCCUUUGCAUGGAGAAUGGUGAAUAUAUGGUAAAACUUCACUUUGCUGAAAUUGUGUUCACAGAAGAUCAUACUUAUUCCAGCAAUGGCAAGCGUGUUUUCGAUGUCUUCAUCCAGGGUGUCAAAGUUUUGGAGGAUUUUAACAUCAAAGAUAAGAUUGGUGGUGUCCAUCGUGCGAUCAUCGAAAGUUUUGCAACCAACAUUAGCGACAAUACACUGGAAAUCCACUUCUACUGGGGAGGCAAAGGCACCACAGCGAUACCUUACCGUGGCGUGUAUGGUCCACUGAUCUCAGCCAUAUCAGUGACAAAGAUGGGCAGGAACCACCGUGGAGUCUCUACUGGAGUGGUGGUUGCCAUAGUAAUAGCUGCGGCAUGCUUGGCUGUUAUAGUUCUGAUAGCUUUAUAUUUCAAAGUCUUCCGAAAGAAGAAUAUAAAAGAAAACAGUAGACAGUUCUUUUACCAAGGAAGGAAAACUACUACUUCGGAGCUUCAAACACGGGCACAGUAUUUCUUUAGUUUGGAAGAGAUCGAAUCUGCAACAAAACAUUUUGAUCCCGCAAAUAAAAUAGGUGAGGGUGGCUUUGGACCUGUUUACAAGGGCACACUAGCAAAUGGUACUAUAGUUGCAGUUAAAAAGCUAUCUUCAAAGUCGAGCCAAGGAAACCGCGAGUUUUUAAAUGAGAUAGGAAUAAUAUCUGCUCUAAGGCAUCCAAAUCUUGUGAGGCUCUUUGGUUGUUGUAUUAAUGGGGAUCAGCUCCUUCUUAUAUAUGAAUUCUUGGAAAAUAAUAGUCUUGGCCGUGCACUUUUUGUCAAAUCGCUUAACCUUCUAAAGGAGUUGCUACUACAACUGUAUAACAAUUUCUUCUGCUUAAUGAAAGUUCAUGCUGAAAGAUUGAAGCAGCAAGGGAAGCUGCUGGAAAUGGUGGACCGGCGUCUCGGUUCUGACUACUCCCAAGAACAGGCACUGAGGCUGCUGAAUGUAGCUCUCCUCUGUACAAGCACACAACCAACCCAGCGGCCAAGAAUGUCUUCGGUCGUGAAGAUGCUUCGUGGCGAGAUCCCCAUCGAGAUUGUACCUGCUGACGAUGAUCUAAGUGAAGAUCUACGACUCAACAUCGCUCAAUCCCAGCACUCAAUAAAUAACAGCCAAACAAAUUGGUCCCAGCACUCAGUAAAUAACAGCCAAACAAAUUGGUCUGAAACGCCUUCAAGCGAUCCUUCGGUCUUGCCCCACAGCAGCAAGGACAGUGGCUACCUCCCAUCUUCGAGCUCCUUUUCUGUGAAGCUGUGA